This is a messenger RNA of Closterium sp. Naga37s-1, 1309 nucleotides long. The record is from the annotation of a GenBank genome assembly. NCBI's taxonomy places the organism in Eukaryota, Viridiplantae, Streptophyta, Zygnematophyceae, Desmidiales, Closteriaceae.
AAAGCGAUUGACAGCGUGAGGCCAUUGGUGAGAAGGCCAAACCAGAAAGCUGUCGUCAUUUACGUAAAAAAAGGGCUAUACUUCGAAGAGGUCACUAUUCCUGAGGGCAAGGCCAAAAUCACUCUGGUGGGCGACCCUGGCGAAACCAGAAUCCGAUUCAACAAGUACUCUGCGAAACUCGACAAGAACGGCAACCCCCUCGGAACUGCCAAUACUGGUACGCUUGCCGUCCUCGCCGACGACUUCACGAUGGUGAACAUGAUCGUUGAGAAUGCUUCGCCGCGCCCUCCGCCUGCGACGACUGGUUACCAGGCUGUCGCAUUUCGCUCUGCCGGCAACCGCACAAUCGUGUUCAACUCCAGCUUCUACUCUUAUCAGGACACGCUAUACGCUCACAAAGGAUUCCAAUAUUACAAGAACUGUUUCAUCUUCGGCGAGGUUGAUUUUGUCUUCGGCGCCGCGAAAGCCAUCUUCGACUCAUCCACUUUCUACAUGGAUUCCAUGGGCUAUGCCGCCGUUACCGCGAACUACCGCAUGUCGAAGGCCGAGGAUUCGUGCUUCGUGAUCAUGAACUCGCACAUCACCGGGCGCAACCAGGGCUGGCUCGGUCGCUCUUGGGGCAAAUACGCCUGCACCGUCGUUGCCAACUCCUAUAUGGACAAGGCCGUUCGCCCUGACGGAUGGAACGAUUUCGGCGUCGUUGCGCGGCAAGUGAAUUCGUUCUUUGCCGAGUACAACAACCGCGGCAUCGGCGCGAACCUGGACGGCCGCGUGUGGUGGCAGAAGGUCAUCGAACCCCCUCAGAUCAAGAAGUACGUGACGACAGAGUACAUCGGACUGAGCAAGUGGAUCCGCGCGCUCCCCAUCGCCCCCAAGAGGAGCGGAGGCGGCGGAGGCGGAAAGAAGGGCGGAAGCGGCGGAAGCAGCAAGAAGACUGCAGGCAAGUCGACGCAGCAGAGCGUCCCUGCGAAGAAGCCGCAGCAGCCAGCAGCGAAGAAGCCGCAGCAGCCAGCAGCGAAGAAGCCGCAGCAGCCAGCAGUAAAGAAGCCGCAACAGCCGGCGAAGAGGCCGCAGCAGCAGCAGCCCGCGAGGAAGCCGCAGCCUGCGCAAAAGAAGCCCCAAGCCAAGGCGACGACUCAGGAAGUUAUCACCGAAGGUCAGCUCGCGGCUGCUGCUGACGUGGCUCCUGCUCUUGUCGCUGCUGCUGUUGCCUCGCCUCUGCAGGAGCAACAGCAGCCAGCCGUUGUGGCCCAGCCAUACAGCGUGUGCCAGACGAUGCAGCCGGAUCUUGCUACCCGCAACACACUCU